AUGGCGCAAACAACCACAGGCAGGGUCCUCAGCAUCCAGUCCCAUGUCGCAUUCGGCUAUGUGGGAGGAAAAGCCGCAGUACUUCCUUUGCAGUGUCUGGGAUACGACGUUGACGUAGUCAACUCGGUGAACUUCUCUAACCAUUCUGGGUAUGGCCGCUUCGGAGGCUCUAGAGCCACGGCCGAAGAGCUUUCCAAGAUAUUCGAACUCAUGGACCAGAACGGCUUCCUAUCUUCGGAGCGUCUGCUUACAGCAGGAUACAUUCCGGGAGCGGAGGCACUAUCUGCCGUCAAAGACCUCGCAGUAAAACUGCGCCAGAAGAAUGCAGACCUCAUAUACCUGCUAGAUCCCGUUCUCGGUGACUCUGGCAGAUUAUAUGUCGCGCCAGACACUAUUCCUGUGUACAGAGACGCUUUGAGAUAUGCCACGAUCAUCACCCCCAACUGGUUCGAAGUGGAAGUCUUGACAGACGUGCGAAUUCUAGACUUAGCGUCAUUGCGCCGCGCACUUCAAGUUCUCCACGAGCAGUACAAUGUCCCAAACGUAGUGAUCAGCUCCAUCCCGUUGCGGCCAUGGCUCGCGGACGCACUGCCCGUGCUCAUGCGGCCACACGCUUCGUCCAACGACCUCGACUUUCUCGUGUGCAUUUCGUCCUCGCGAGGAAAUGAGGGCGCGCAGCGUGCUGUACACGCACGGUGCAUCCCUUGCCUCCCAGGCUAUUUCUCUGGCGUAGGCGAUCUCUUCUCCGCACUCGUGCUCGGCCACUUCAAGCCUGCGCAUGCCCCACCGCAAGACAGGACAGAGACGCCGCUGUCCUACGCAGCAUCACAGGCGCUGUCGAAGACGCACGCGAUGUUGACGCUCACGCACGAACAUGCGCUGACGUUGCCAGAGGAGGACAGGCUGCCGACAGACGAGGAGCUGGAUGUGCGCGAGCCGGAGCGUAAGAUCAGGCGUAUGCGUGGACGAGAGUUGAGGCUUGUGCAGGGACAGGGCAUCAUCAGAGGCGAGGAGACGAACGAGUAUAGACAGAUGCUGCCGUGGACGACGUUUUGGGAUGCUUAG
Molecule: messenger RNA, 1065 nt
Organism: Postia placenta MAD-698-R-SB12
Lineage: Eukaryota; Fungi; Basidiomycota; Agaricomycetes; Polyporales; Adustoporiaceae
Exons: 6
Coding region: 1-1065 (354 amino acids)
Biological process (GO): pyridoxal 5'-phosphate salvage
Cellular component (GO): cytosol
Molecular function (GO): pyridoxal kinase activity
Source: RefSeq, a predicted model, not a curated record